Molecule: messenger RNA, 1650 nt
Organism: Lucilia sericata (common green bottle fly)
Lineage: Eukaryota; Metazoa; Arthropoda; Insecta; Diptera; Calliphoridae
Gene: Cdc37
Product: hsp90 co-chaperone Cdc37
Exons: 3
Coding region: 200-1318 (372 amino acids)
Biological process (GO): protein stabilization; protein folding
Cellular component (GO): cytoplasm
Molecular function (GO): heat shock protein binding; protein kinase binding; protein-folding chaperone binding
Source: RefSeq, a predicted model, not a curated record
AGCCGCCGCUGCCGUUAAUAUUUGUCGGCGCAGGGCUCUGAUUCUGAUGAAAAGCGAAGGAAGAUUCUGGCAAAAAGUAUAAUUCUGGUAAAAUUUGCAAAUCGUUAAGCGUACAAAACUGAAAAAGUAACAUAUUUAAAACAAUAGCAACAAAUUAAUAAAGCAAAAUACUCUUUAUAUAUUUAUAAAUUGCAGAAAAAUGGUAGACUACAGCAAAUGGAAAAACAUUGAGAUAUCUGACGAUGAAGAUGAUACUCAUCCAAACAUUGACACACCUUCACUUUUCCGGUGGCGUCACCAGGCACGUGUCGAACGUAUGGCCGAACUGGAACGAGAGAAAGAGGAUCUAAAAAAGCAAAAGCAAUCUUGGCAGGCUAGAUUAAUUGAUUGCAAAAAGCGCAUACAAAGUAAAGGUGAUGAUGAGGAACUGAAGAAAGAAUUAGAAAAACUGGAGAAAGAGGGCAAAGAUUUCGACCGUAAAGAAGAGGAGCUGAUUAAGAAAGAAAAGAAAAUGCCGUGGAAUGUCGAUACUAUUAGCAAGCCUGGAUUCGCAAAGACUGUGCUAAAUAAACAACCGGCUCGGAAACCAGACGAGAACCUUACCGAAGAGGAAAAGGAAGCCCGCAUGAAAAAGUUUGUAAAUGAAAAUGAAAAGUUAUGCAAGCAAUACGGCAUGUUGCGAAAAUACGAUGAUUCAAAGCGGUUUCUCCAGGAGCACCUUGAUUUGGUUUGCGAGGAGACUGCCAACUACUUGGUGAUAUGGUCCAUUAAUUUGGAGAUGGAAGAAAAACAUGAGCUCAUGGCUCAUGUGGCCCAUCAGUGUAUUUGCAUGCAGUAUAUUUUAGAGUUGGCCAAACAGUUAGACAUUGAUCCACGGGCCUGUGUAGGGUCCUUCUUUUCAAAAAUUCAAAACUGUGUACCCGAAUAUCGCCAGCAGUUUGAAAGUGAAAUUGAUGGGUUCAAAGAACGCAUUAAGAAGAGGGCUCAAGAGAAGAUUAAAGAAGCUAUCGCAGAAGCGGAAGAAGAAGAGCGUAGGGAACGUCUCGGUCCCGGUGGUCUAGAUCCUGCCGAAGUUUUCGAAUCACUACCCGAUGAAUUAAAAAAAUGUUUCGAAAGUCGAGAUACUGAACUAUUGCAAACUACUAUUGCCGCGAUGCCAGUAGAAGAGGCAAAAUACCACAUGAAACGAUGUGUAGAUUCAGGUUUAUGGGUUCCAAAUGCUGCCGAUUUAAAAGAAGAAGAAACAGAAGAAGCGACACCGAAAUCCAAGGAAACAGAACCGAUAUAUACUGGAGUUAGUUCAGACGAUUUAGAUUGAUUGUUAUGAUCACACAUAGAGAGGCCUUAUUUGAGCGGGAAAAAUCGAAAAUCGGUACAUUUGCAGCAGUAAUAAAGCAGUCCAUAAAAUAAUUAUCAUUCUGGCAGAAAUAUAUUCAAACCCAACACCACUCCACACUUCUAUCGAAAAAUGUUUAUUAUAUAUUUCUCUUCCCAGACUUAAUAGUAAUUUGUUUUCAUUUCGAAUUUAAUUAUGGACAUUUAGUCAUUUUAAGUAUUCCUUUUUUGAAUAUAUUAUAGUAUGUGUAAUUCAAAUAUUAAAUCGUUGUGUAUGUAAAUAAAUUGUAAGGAAAAAAUUUAACAAAAAACCAA